UAUUGCCCGUCCUCUAAAGUAACAAGGAGGCAAAUGUUUACGAAGAGGGCUCUCGCCGAAGCGGGUUGUUUGCAAAGGUUUUGUUGCUGAUUGCGUGUCAGACGGAAGGCUGCAGAAGGCUGGUCAAGUUUGGAGCCACCGAGCAGGAAGAGGAGAAGGCUGAAGACAGUGAAGGGAGAAAUCUGGGGAAGACAACGCUGCACGCAGCCAGCCCGCGGCUCUCCGCCUCCGCGCCCGCCGCCCUCUUCCUCUUCCUCCACCACCCCUUCUCCGGCGGCAUCUCGUUCCAUCGCUUUCUCCCUUCCCUUGCAGACUCCACUCCAGAUCUGUGCUGCUACCUGAGAACUUUUUUCCCCCGUUUUUUGCAAUCCUCUUUUUUUUUUUUUUUUUUUUUUGAGCGGAUUUCCCUAAAACCAGCAAAUAACUAAAACUGCCGCUUUUGCGUCUUCUUCAUCUCCUUCGCCCACCGGAUAGAUGAUGCCACAAGGGUUUUAACUCCUUUCUGCUGCGAUCUGGGAGAAAGCUCGAUUUCUCCCGUCUCUUUUUGGGUCUUUUUGGUGUUGUUAUUAUUGUUGGUUAGUUGGGGUUUUUUUGUUGUUUUGGUUCCCCCCCCCCCCCUUUUUUUUUUCCUCCCUCCCAAGACCUUUCCUUUUAUAUUCGCAGACGAACGCUCAUAGUGCCGGUUGUUUAGAGUUUAAUGAGUGGCGAUGUGUAGCAAAGCGCUCCUGGCACUCCUGGUCUAUGGCAUAAUAAUGCACUGCAGCGUCUACUGCUCGCCGGCGGCCGGACUUCAGUACCCGCCGCUCAGGCUGGAAGAUGAAGUCUACGACGAGGACGGAAAAACCCUACAAGACUUCGCCUACGACCACGAGCCCCUCGGUAUAGCUAACCCAUCCUCCGUGAUCGGCGAGAUGUACACCUGGUACUACCCCCCGGAAAAGAGGCACGCCGACGGCAUCUUCAGCAAAGCCUACAGGAAACUGCUGGGGCAGCUCUCCGCCAGGAAAUACCUGCACUCUCUGAUGGCCAAGCGGGUCGGUGGUGGCAGCGGCGGCCCCGGGGAAGAGGUGGAGCCGCUGACCAAGCGGCACAUAGACGGCAUCUUCACGGACAGCUACAGCCGCUACCGGAAACAAAUGGCUGUCAAGAAGUACUUAGCAGCAGUCCUGGGGAAAAGGUAUAAACAAAGGGUUAAAAACAAAGGACGCCGAGUAGCGUAUUUGUAGCGAUGAGUAACCAGCAAUUCCUGUGUGUACAAAGUCCUGAGAGAGAGAGACCCAACAACAAAAAAAUCUAAAACAACCCAAGUAAUUUCCAAACUGACUGAACAAUCACCGCUCCUGUGUUAUCUAAACAUGUAUUUAUGUAUGAAGUAAAGCCAUUAAAUGGAUAUUUUGAUAAUAAUAUUGUUUUUCUUUUUGUACAAAAGCACUAGAGAAACGCACAGAUCUACUUUGUGGACCAAUCAUUAAGUUAUAUAUAUUAUAUAAAUAUAUAUAUAUAAAUACUACUACGAAUAGUAAAGAACAGUUCUUCAUAUAAAGCCUGCACAAGAACAAGAAUUCGCCUGAGCUGUUUAUGUUUUUAUAUAAAAUAAAUAGGAAAAAAAAAGAGACAAUCAUUGUUUUGAAUAUUACUCCUAUUUUUGUAACCGAAAUUAAAAGGAUAGUAUUUUUAUCCGUGACAGGGUCGAAGACAUUAAUUUUCACCAUUUGCUACUGUACAUAGAGAAGGAUGCUCUGCUCCCAAGGGAAUCAUGCGGAAAAAUGAUUUGGGAGAUUUGGUGAAGCAGAUUCUUCCCCAAGUGAGUCUUCAGGCAGGCUCCUUCACCAACAGCCUCUGCGAAGGCUCCUUGUCUCUAGAUUUCGGAUUUUUUUUCUUCUCCUGCUUCCUUUUAUCCCAGUUGUAGCUGUAUUAGUGUCUCCUCAAACAACGAGCACAGACAAUAAUUCUUCUGUGAAAACAACAGCUCGAUCCAAAUUAUGAAUCUCUAUUGUCCAUUGAAGAGAGAAACAGCUAAGAAACCUUAACCAAACCAACCAAACAACCAAAACCCCCAAAAAAAAAAAAAAUCAAACAAAAAAAAAAUCAAACCGAAACAGCUAAAAAAAACCCCACCCGCCAAACCUUAAAUCCCGAUCCAACAGCCAGGACAGUGAGGACGAAGCCCCGAGCACUGGCCUCGGGGCUGGCUAGGCAGAGCCGCAGAACAAAGCGAAAACGGAGACAGGACCUAUUUGGGAAGUAAAUGGGGGGCGGCUUUCAGUGGGCCCCGGAGCCGGAGUCGGUACCGGAGCCCGUACCGCAGGGUCAAGGCAAGACGAGGGCAUCCCACCUUCGAUCCGCUACCCAACUGCCCUGGGCAGCUCGGUACUGGACCUGGAUGCAAAGUACAGUGUGUUACUCUCCAGUGCUGUCCACGCUUCUCAUUAUGUGUAACGAGUAGGUUCGCCUUCGCACCUUUCGGUCGGAGUUGCUCUUCUCUUUGAUUUGGUUGUUUUUAUUUUCUCUGUUUUCUUCUGUGUUUUUUUUUUUUUUUUUCCGGUUUUGUUCUGUUGUUGUUGUUGGUUGUUUUUGGUUUUGUUUAUUUGUUUGCUUGUUGUUUUUUUUUUGAAGGGGUGUGUCCCCGCCUUGUAAACACUCCCGUUUUCCAUCCUCUCUUAGCACUUUUCCAAACUCUGUUUUAACCCACCCUAAUCACCUUUUUGUGUUACGUUCUUUUGGGGAAAACCACCAAAAUAUCAAAAAGAUUGUGAACGCUCUCUCACUCCUUUGUUCUGUUUUAUGCAAGCUCUUAUUGUACGAGUUUAGGAACCCCUGUUGUAGCUACCACUAAAGAAUUAUGCACUACUACGAACGUUUUUGUUCCUUGUUUAUUGAGUUUGGAGGUAAAAUGUAUUUUUCUACAUUCUGGCUUAUUGCUUAGUAAAAUUUAUUUCAUAAAACAAACUUUUGUCAUAAAAGAAUGUGCAGUGUUCACCUGUGGUGCGGUUUCUAAUGAGAUAAACCAUUUUCACCUCA
Pogoniulus pusillus (Red-fronted tinkerbird) is the source of this 3021-nucleotide messenger RNA. It is a transcript of the gene ADCYAP1, whose product is annotated as adenylate cyclase activating polypeptide 1. Gene Ontology annotation, molecular function: pituitary adenylate cyclase activating polypeptide activity; peptide hormone receptor binding; neuropeptide hormone activity. The record is from RefSeq and is a predicted model, not a curated record. Gene Ontology annotation, cellular component: neuron projection; perikaryon; extracellular region. The transcript has 5 exons. Bases 708 to 1226 code for a protein of 172 amino acids. NCBI's taxonomy places the organism in Eukaryota, Metazoa, Chordata, Aves, Piciformes, Lybiidae. Gene Ontology annotation, biological process: adenylate cyclase-activating G protein-coupled receptor signaling pathway; positive regulation of GTPase activity; positive regulation of ERK1 and ERK2 cascade.